This is a messenger RNA of Musa acuminata AAA Group (dessert banana), 1641 nucleotides long. RefSeq names its product zinc finger CCCH domain-containing protein 17-like. NCBI's taxonomy places the organism in Eukaryota, Viridiplantae, Streptophyta, Magnoliopsida, Zingiberales, Musaceae. Gene Ontology annotation, molecular function: metal ion binding; protein binding. The transcript has 9 exons. The record is from RefSeq and is a predicted model, not a curated record. Bases 1 to 1563 code for a protein of 520 amino acids.
AUGAGUCACCCGAUUGAUCAGCGUCAUCAUCCUGCAUCUGCAUCAUUGAGGAUGCCCGUUUGUAAAUUUUGGUUGGCUGGGCGUUGCACCCGCUAUCAAUGCCCCUACCUACACGGUCAGAAUCCGCCGUGUGCCUCAAACAGAAACAGCAGUGAUAAAGGUAUCUCUUGGAGAAGAAGUCAUGCCCGGAAAAACCCUAAUGUCGGUCGCUGUAAGAAGCAACUCCAUAACGUUAAUAAUGGGCCGAGCAAACCGACCAAUGAGCUAGAUCACAAGGACUCUUUUUGUAGUCCUUCAUCUGAUGGAGGCAUCCCUUGGAGAAGAAGUUAUGUCUGGAAAAACCCUAAUGUCGAUCCCUGUAAGCAGCAGCUCCAUGAAAAUACUGGAGGGCCAAGCGACCAAAUGAUUGAGCUAGAUCACAAGGACUCUGUUUGUAGCCCUACACCCGAGGAGCACUGUCCACCUUCGUUGCACAGCAGCGGAGAGUCAAGCAAGCUGACAAAUGAGGUUAAUAUGAUUCAACAAGAACAUGAGGAGGCUGUCUGCAGUCCAUCUAAGGAGCAUUGUCCACCUCUGAUCCACAGUGUGGUCAUGCUCGAUAUGAUCAAUAAGGCAAGUUUAAUUACAGACGAUCAUGUGGCAACCAAAGAGAAAUGCAAUGACCUCAAUCCUUGGUUUGAAUACUUGAUUGAUUUACAAGGUCAUGCGAAGGGGAUUGUGGGGAUAGCCCUCCCAGCUGGGUCAGACAAGCUAUACACUGGCAGUCGAGAUGGAAUAGUCCGAGUUUGGAACUGUAACACUGGCCAGUGCAUUAUGAUGGUAGAUAUGGAAGCUGAAAUCAUAUGCAUGUUCAACAAAGGGCCAUGGGUGUUUGCCGGUGUUCACAAAGCUGUUAAGGCAUGGAAUACAGAGACUGGCUUACAAAUAAGCCUAGAAGGAUCCGCUAGCCGGGUGAAUGCCUUGGCGUUCCAAAACGAACUCCUCUUUGCUGGACUAGAGUAUGGAAUUAUUCUAGUGUGGAAGUCCAAUACAGAGGGCAACAACUUUGAACCAGCUGCUGUACUCACUGGUCAUAGACAAGCUGUUGUGAGCUUGAUUGUGGGAGUUAGGCUUUACUCUGGAUCAGUUGACAAGACAAUUAGAGUCUGGGACCUCGAAACUCUUGAGUGCAUUCACACUCUCGAGGGCCAUACAUCAACUAUUACAUCUGUAUUGUGCUGGAACGACUAUCUCUUAUCUUGCUCAUUGGACUGCACGAUUAAGAUUUGGGCAGCCAUGAAUACCGGCAGUAUAGAACUAAUAUAUACCCACAAUUUAGAGCACGGAGUUUUAGCAAUGGAAGGAAUAUACGAUGCAAAUGAGAAACCAGUUAUAAUGUGUUCCCUUGAUGACCACAGUGUUCAAAUGUUUGAACUGCCAUCGUUUGGUGGAAGAGGGACGAUAUUCUACAAGAGUAACGUUAGGUCACUGCAUAUCGGACCGUCCGGGCUCUUUUUCACCGGAGAUGAGAUGGGUGCCGUCAAGGUGUGGAGGUAUUUGACCAAUGUAUCACCGAGUGAUUGAGUUGACACUUUGUAUCUGUUAUCAGUCAUGUUAAAUGAAUAAAAAUGGUCAUUAGACCAGUUUGUUUUUUGGUGCCAA